AUGUCGGUGUUUCGAAAGAUGCUGAUAGACUCGCAGCGUCUAGUUUAUCGAGAGCAGUGUCUCGGUGUUACGGAUAUUGGCUUCGAGGAGUACCUCUUCCUACGAUGGGACAUGGACCAUGCGUUUGCUACCAAGGCGGGCAACCGCUCGACCGUCCAUGGAGACGGGAUUCAUCCGGUCUACGCCUUCUGGACUCAGCAGUUCGUCGGGGUAGUCGACAACGUGCAGGCCUCUGUGGAUCACGAGGACUGGCUUUCUGGCGGCACUGAAGGAAGUGGGAUUGACUAUCUCAGCAUCAAUGCACGCAUCCUGUCCACGCAUGUCGAGGAGAAUCUUACGCCAUGGAGCCUGGUCACGGUGUUGAUCGACUUCACUCAGCUCCUGAGGCUACGUGCUGUACCACCUGCCUCUUCCGAGCGACUGCGCUUCACUGGCUCGACACUGUGGAGACCGACUACUAGCAAGCUCGGAAUAGGCGUGGAAGGCCCCGUGGACAGAUAUGCAACAUGA
Messenger RNA from Fulvia fulva, 510 nucleotides. RefSeq lists its product as uncharacterized. The record is from RefSeq and is a predicted model, not a curated record. The transcript has 2 exons. The coding region runs from base 1 to 510 and encodes 169 amino acids. Lineage: Eukaryota; Fungi; Ascomycota; Dothideomycetes; Mycosphaerellales; Mycosphaerellaceae.